Molecule: messenger RNA, 1308 nt
Organism: Lasiodiplodia theobromae
Lineage: Eukaryota; Fungi; Ascomycota; Dothideomycetes; Botryosphaeriales; Botryosphaeriaceae
Exons: 2
Coding region: 1-1308 (435 amino acids)
Source: RefSeq, a predicted model, not a curated record
AUGAGGCUCUUCGGGCGUCUCAAAGACGCUGUCUUGGGCUAUCUGACCCCGAGAAACACUGCCAGGGACCAGGGAUGGCUGCAUCGCGCUCCACACACUCCCGUUACUCCCAGCCGCAACUCCAAUGGAAAGCGCCCUCUCUCCCCAGCUUCACACCAUGAGGCAGACAAGCGACUCAAGACUCUGGACGGCUCCGCUGCUUAUCUCACUCCGCCGUCAUUCGGAACCGCCUCUAGCGACUAUAAUGCGGAAGAGCUGAACCUGAGUACCAUUAAGGACAGCGAGUCUCUCACGGGCGAAUGGUCCUACAUCAACGACGCACUCGCCGACGAUGAAUCAUCCUGGUCAGUUGUCGACAGCGAGGAGUCUCUGGUUCACUUUUCCUCACCUGCGUCCAAGAAGCGCUCGCCUAAGAACGAGUCCAGCGUGCAGCCCGACAAGCAAUUCGAUGAGGCCGACUUGAAGCGAUUCGACAUCGAGAAAGCCCGCGCUCAGCGUGAAGAAGAUGCGAAGAACAUGCGCGAGGCUGGCUGGGCCGAGGACCCAAUCAAGGUUUAUGUCAAGAUUGCCAUGCGUGGUUGGGGAGCACUCUUCCCGAGGACCUGGAGGCUCAGUUUUGAUUCAUUGCCUUCAAUUCUCUUCGCCGACAAGCCCAAGGAUGAGUACAUCAAGGCGCUUUCUGAGAACCAGUUCCGAGCCAUGAAGGCCUUUCGCUCGCUUCUGACAGUCCCCUCGAGGGCUCGCGAUGCUAUCUUGAAGGAGGUUAAUACUCCGCCCUCUCGCCAGCCGCAAGAGUUGAUCCGCAGCGAAAUCAGUCGCUAUUUGAAAUGGGCUUUCGCUGAUGCCGAUGUCUCCGACGUUACUCCAACUAUUGCGGUUCUUUCAGCCGCGGAAGAUGUCGACCCUGAAGCCUUCGAACAAAAGAUAAUCAAGCGCCUUACCACGCUCAAGCAAGAAUGGAGGGUAAAUCUCGCAAUUGGCGAGGAAAUAGACGAGAGUGGGGACAUCGUCGUUGUCAAUCAACUUUGCGCUCCGCCCACCAUCUUCGCCAUUGUUGUCAACAAGCUGGAGUUCGGCUUCUUUGCAUUGGAGGAUGAAGACGACGAGCGAGAACAACCGGAGAUCCGUAACUUUUACAUGCACGACAUGGGCAAGUUUGAUUACGACGUCUGGAACACUGUCGCCAUCGCCAUCCUCGUGAUGCACUGCAGGGAGAAGAUGGCGAAUCUCAAGGAAGUCAUGGAUGACUACGACAAUGGAGUGGCCGAGUCCGCUAUUCCCCAAGGUCCACGUCCGAGGUUCUCGUAA